UUUAACUAAAAAAGGACAUUGUCGUUGAUUUUACCAGAUCUGAAAAAGGGGAGAGAAGUCAUUCUGAAAUUAAAAUGAGGGAGAAAUGAGCAAAGGAAAGCAAGCCACUCUAUUCCAAAGCUGGGGAUCAAAUGCUAAAAAGAAAACGACUCAUGCAUCUUCUUCAUCUUCUUCAAACCAAGUGCCUGAGGUCAUUAAUUUGAGUGAUCUUGAUGAUGAGGAUGAUGAUCUACUUGCUUGUGCAUUAAAUGAAUCUGUUGGAGAAAGCAAUAACAAACUGCAAGAAAAUGGGGCACAUGAACAAAAUGAAGACCCCUGUAACAUCUCAAUGGGAGUGGACAUGUUUCCCUGUACACAGGCCCAGUCACAAAUGGGGCAGACAGGAUUUGAUAAGGUGGCAGGAAAUUUGUGGAUCUAUCCCACAAAUUACCCAGUACGAGAGUAUCAGUACAAUAUUGUGCAACAAGCUCUAUUCAAGAACACCAUGGUCACCCUUCCUACAGGAUUGGGAAAGACUUUUAUUGCAUCUGUUGUCAUGUUCAACUUCUACAGGUGGUACCCACAAGGAAAGAUUGUGUUUAUGGCUCCAACCAAACCCCUGGUUGCACAACAAAUUGAGGCUUGUUACAACAUAAUGGGAAUUCCCCAAGAACACACAGCAGAAAUGACUGGAACUAUGCCCCCAAAGGAAAGACGUCAGGCCUGGGAGGAGAAGCGGGUUUUUUUCCUCACUCCACAAGUUCUUACUAAUGACCUGUCUCGGGGGACCUGCCCUGCCCCUCAGGUGAAAUGUGUGGUUGUAGAUGAAGCCCAUAAGGCCCUAGGAAACCAUGCUUACUGUCAGGUUGUUCGAGAAUUGAUGAACUAUUCAAAUGAAUUUCGUGUGUUGGCAUUGAGUGCAACUCCGGGAUCUGAUAUAAAGGCAGUACAGCAGGUGCUUUCUAACUUGCUCAUCUCACACAUUGAACUGAGGACAGAGGAGUCCCCAGACAUCAAGCAGUACUCUUUUGAGCGACAGGUGGACAAAAUCAUUGUACCAUUUAGCAAAGAACUGACUGAUGUCAAGAAUAGAUAUAUCAAGAUAAUGGAAGUGAUUGUAGGAAAAUUAAAAAAGUAUGGUGUGAUUUACAACCGAGAGGCCACCAGUCUUUCCAAGUUUAUACUGCUGAAGUCAAGAGAAGCCUUUCGUCAGAACCCUCCCCACAGGCUACCUAGAUCACAGUAUGGUAUUGUAGAGGGAGAUUUCGCUUUAGCUAUUUCUCUCUAUCAUGGAUAUGAAUUGGUCCAGUUACAUGGAUUACGAUCCCUGUAUAAUUUCUUGGAUGGAACCAUCAAUGGGGAAAAGGGUCAUGGCCGAACAAGAACAGAGUUGAUGAAAAUUCCUGAUUUUGGUGACCUGAUGAAUAUGCUUUGUGAAAAGUUUGGGAAAAUGAAAGGGCGAAGAGAAAGCAAGUCAUUUGUUUCAGGACAUCCCAAAUUAGCCAAACUGGAAGAGGUUGUUUUAAACCAUUUCAAGUCCAUAGAAGACAGCAGUAACGGACAGAAUGAAGUGACCACAAGAAUCAUGAUUUUCUCCCAGUACAGAGACAGUGUAGAAGAGAUCACUAACAUGCUUCAGCAGCAUGAACCCCAGGUCAAGGCCAUGAGUUUUAUAGGUCAGUCAUCAGCUGGUAAGGCCACGAAAGGCUUCACUCAAAAGGAACAGCUCAAGGUGAUGAAGAAAUUCCGUGAGGGUCGCUACAACACCCUAGUGGCUACCUGUGUGGGGGAGGAGGGUCUGGAUAUUGGGGAGGUGGAUCUAAUAAUUUGUUACGAUGCCAGUAAAAGUCCAAUCAGACUGGUUCAAAGAAUGGGAAGAACAGGGAGGAAACGACAGGGACGAAUCGUCAUGCUGGUCACUCAGGGCAAGGAAGAACAGAUAUACAAUCAAGGAGUCUAUUCCAAGAAGAGCAUUCAUAAGGCUAUCCUAAACAGUGCCAAAACUCUCCAAUUUUACCAGAAUAAUCCACGGAUGAUUCCAGAGGGACUGGAUCCAAAGAGUCACAAAAUGUUUAUAACGGUGAAGCAAGCAUACAAGCCAAACAAGGAGAUCAUACUAGACUCUCAACCACCCUCAAAACCAGCUAAAGCCAAAAAAGCUUCUAAGCCAUCCAGAGAGUCUGACAGCCUUAUGACACCUGAUGAGCUUGUUGAGAUGAAGGAAUUGAUGACCCUAGCAAAGCCUAUUCCCAAGUCUUCCCACUUCCUCUCUUUGGGUGAUGAUACUGAAGAGAAUUUGUCUAUGGAUACACUAUCAUACAACAACUGGAUGCCCUGGCAGAAUACCCUGCAGUCAGAGCACCAGAUUAGUCAUUCCAACAGAACCAAAAAAUUUGUAGACAUUGUCAAGUUUAUUGAACUUCAAGGCUCUGUUGAUGAAAACAGCUAUGAGGAAGAAAUGAGGCUGUAUUUAGACCCAGAGGAUAUUGUUAACCGCACAAAAAAGAAUUCAAACAUGGAGCAGCAUAGCUCUUCAGAGAAAGACUCAUCUGUGACCAAAAAGCAUCUUAAGAAGACCCGUGUGAGACGAAGUGAACAGCUGCCUCAGUUUGAUCCUAUUGAGGAAGAGAGUGAUGAUGAUCUGCCAGUGGUUUUGUUUCAAGGAGACCAGAAUUCAGAAAUGGAGGCUGAUGGUGGGGAUAAUGACCAGAAAAUAUCAGGGAAAACUGUAGGUGAAGAUAAUGACCAGAAAACAUCAAAGCAGAAGAGUGAGACUAACUACUCAUCUGUACUGCUAAAUAAAGAAAUUGAGGAAGCUCAGGUCAAAAAUAGAAUCAGGAGGCAGUCAGAAGUCAAAGGAAGGAAGAAGUCUUCUCUUGGUGGGAGGAAUUCCUUAAGUGCCAGGCCUAGAAGAAAGAGAAGCCUACCUAUAGCUAGUGCAAAUUCUUCUGUUGUGUCCAUAAUAGCAGACAAUGAUGAGAAUGACUUUGAAGGUGUGAACAAUUCAGAAAGAACCAACAAGGAGUUUAACCAGAGUGAGGCUGCUCUAGGUUCCAAGAAACCAUUACAGACAAUUCUGGAAACGUAUAGUAAAGCAAUAAAUAAAUUUACAGAUUCUAAUCCUGUCUUACAGACAGUUCCAGAAGUCAUUACUAUUGAUGAAGAUUCAGAUUUUCAAAAAUCUUGUGUUCAUGACAAUGACCUAGAAUCUCAACGUAAUGAUGUUGAUAUUUCCAUUGAGUCUGCAAAGGGAUGUAACUCUAUGAACGCACCACUGUCACCCAUGUCUACUGACAGUGAGGCUUUCAGCAUUCCUGAGGCACCUCCUGUGGAAGAAUUGGAAGAAAUGAUAAACCUACUCGAGAAAUCACCCAAAUUUCCUGAAGAUUUGCUUCCCAUAGUUCAGGAAUGGGAACAUGAAUAUCUUAAAAAAGUUGUGUGUGUUGAAGAAAAACAGUCUGCAUUUUAUAGUGAUAUUAAUAUUGUUGACAUUCCUUGUGUUCCUAAUGAUGACAGAAGUGAAGCUUCUCAAAAUAAAUUAGUGAUAGAAAAUAACCUUUUGAGGAUAAUGGAUAAGGACAAUUCAGUGAUUACAAGUCCCAUGAAAGAAAGUUCUUUUGAACAGAAACAGGUGAGAGAGAAUAAUUUAUUGAAAAUUAGUGACAAUGAUAAUUUAACAACUGCAGAAAAUAUAGAGAUUAGCAGCAAUCUUACAGCUAAAACUCAGAUUUCUGCAAUGGAUAUAGACUAUGAAGUACAGCCCACUAAAAGUGAUGUUAGAGGUCAUAUUGAAAGUGUUGAUACUAAUGCAGUUUCGGAUAGUGUAGGGAAAAACAAGGGUAUUUCUAAAAAUGAAGAUAUUAAUUUUUCUGAUGAUGAUAGUUUCCUGCAUUCUCCACCUAAUUUUGAUUUGAGUUUUUCUGAAGUCUUGGUAGAACAACCAACAAAUUCAAACAAAGAUCAGAAAUUGGGUAGUGAAGUUGGAAAAGACUCUUUGUUGGAAAGUGAAAAAACUUCUUCUGCAGGCUCAGAUGACAAAAUGUGCAACAAAACAGAUACAGUGUUGAAUACAACUAAAAGAAUUAUAAACCAUGCUGAUUUGAAUUCGUAUUUUGAUGAUUCUUUCAUGGACAGUGAACUACAGGAUGCAGUUCUGGUCCAAGACCAAACAGAGAAUGUACCUCCUAACAAAAACUCCUCAGACCUCGAAAAGGAGCGAAGUCCUUCUCCUAAUCCCUUAAGAAAACUUUCUCCAAAAGAUGAUGGUUUUACUUUCACUCAAGCAAUGGCAGUUGUGCAUGAUAGUGAGGAAAUGUUUCAAACAUCUGACUUAAAUUCAGAGAAAGUCCUUGUGGGAACUUCUGCUGCUAAAGUUAAAGAAACCUCACAUUCUGUUCUACAAGAAGAAAAACAAGAAGUAGGCAUUAGUCCUUUGGAUAACACAUCUGUUAAUGGCAGCCAAGACAGAAUAGCAUCCAGAACAGAAAAUCAUAUAAGUGAAACAGAGUUUACAAAACUGCAAAACAAGCCUGAAAGAACUACAACCUCUUUUAGUAGUUCUGAGGAGGAGGAGGAUCUAAGUGCUUUGGCACAAUUUGACCUGGGAUUUGACCUGGAUGAUGUCAUUCCACCAUCUCCAUGUGUAAGCCAGAGUCUCUCACAAGGUGCUUUUUCCAAAUGUCGAAGUAUCCUAAAGAGUAGAAAGUCAUUAGCUCCGACAUAUCAGAGUCAGGAGUUCAAACCAUCAGCAAAAAACCAAGAAGAUCUGUGUUCACAAGUGAUUGGAGACAAAGAUCUUCCAGUAAAUUUUGACUCAAUCAGUGAGGAAUCUGAAAAAGAGAAGUGUUCUCCAAGACAGAGUAAUCUUUCUUCUGAUAUUCAAGAGGAUUUUGAACAACCCUCUUCCCCUGUCCUGUCUGGCAGAAGAUCAAUAAGUCAAAAUUUCUCCUCUGUAUCUGAAGAGAAGAUGUCUAAGUCACCAUCUUUAAGUCAAGUAAACAGGAAGUUGUCACCAACUCUGGGUCAAGUGAAUAAGAGGUCUGUGUCACCACAUAGAGAUCAACCCAACAGGAAGUCAAUGUCACCAACUCCUCUACAUAAAGUAAACAGGAAGUCUGUAUCACCCAAAACAUCACCUUCCAUGCCUCAGUACAUAGCAACAACAGUGGAAAAUUUUUCAUCUGAUGAGGAAGUUGUACCUGUAAAAAGAAAAAGAAAAGCAGUAAUUUUGGAUUCUCCUGCUACACCACUGACACAAAAACAAGUAGUUGAUGAUUUUGAUACCUCUUUAAAACCUCCUGAAAAUGUACAGCGUGGUUUGAAUCCUGUUACUGAUGAUGAUUUUGUCACUCCUAUUAAAUCUAAUCUUAAAAAACCUAUGAACUUUGACUCUAGUUGUGAGAAGUCUAUCCAGAAAAAAAGUAGACAUGCUGUGUCAUUUGCUCUACCUCCAGAAUUUAGUGAUGAUGAUGAUGAUUUUGAAGUAGACAUAACAGCUUUAAAGAAAUCUGUCCAAAAUAAUCACAGUAGAAAGGGUAAAAAUCAUUUGAAGAAAUCUAGCAAAGAAGCAAAAGGAAGGAAAUCUAAAUCCCCUCUUGCAGCAGAAUUUCUGGAGGUUGAAGCAGAAGUAUCUGAUGAAGAGGAGGGCUAUUCUUGUGAUGAAGAGGAGGGGAGUGAUCUUGAUCACUAUGAAGACAGUUUUAUUGGAGAUGCCACUCAGCUUUCACAGAGAACAUCAGAUAAUAUGCAGGCCAUUUAUCUGAAGUCUGUGAAAAGUCCACCAGUGAGAGGAAGAUUCAAAUUGUCUAGUCGCCAUUACAACAUGGACGUUUAUUCUCAGGCCCCUCCGGAGGAAGAGUCUCAGUAUCUGGAGGACAGUUUUGUGGUGGAUGAGGAGGAAGAAGAAGAGGAUUCUAUAAUGGAUGAUAGCGUGGAUGAAGUGACAAUGUUGAAUGUCUCAGAACUCUCUUGUGUUGGAAGGAGAACAAGGUGGUCCAAACCUGUGAAGAGAACUGUUACUGUCCAGCAGAAGAGUGAAGGUGGUUCUAAACGGCGAAGAAUUAAAGUAUUGGAGGACUCAUCUAGUGAAGGUGAAAAUACCAACAAUUUUUCAUUUGAAAAUGUGGAUAUUUCUCAUGUUAAACGGAAUUCUCGUCAAGCGUUGCUGUCUUCCAGUAGUGAAGAGGAGGUGCCAGCACAGGUUACCAAAACCAACAAAGAAAAUCUGACUCUCCUAAAAGAAUCCAGCUAUCAAGUGUCAAGUCAUCGAAGUGAUAACAGUUUAAGUACAAGUACCUCAAACACAACUUUGAAGACUUCUCCAACUAUUGAAAUGUUAAAUAGCCGUAAAAAUAUUUCAAAGGAAGAACAACAGCGUUUAGAACGUUUGCAAAAACAAAAAGAGAAGCAAGAUGAAUUUAGACGAAAAAUGGCCGAGAAAAAAGCGGCUGAGGCUAGAAAGAAAUGUGAUGGGGAUCAUCCCGAGAGAAGAAGCAUCGUGAGUUCAACGGGGUUAAUUCUGAAUAGUUCUUCGAUUACGACAGUUAAUAAAGAUAAACCUAUCAUUUUGGUGGAUUCUCGAGAAAUUAAUGGAUGUCAAGAAAUCAUAUCAGAACUGAGAUUUCAGCAUAGUAUAACCGUAAAGGCGGCACAGUUAACUAAUUGUGAUUAUAUCGUCAGUAAUCGUAUGGGUGUUGAUAGGCAACAGUGGUCGGAAUUCACCAACGGGUCUCGCAAAGACAAGCUGAUAGAAAGAGUUACUGCUCUUUGUGACUUGUUCGACAAACCAGCUUUGAUAAUCGAGAAGGAUCAUGUGAAGGCGGAUGAAAAAAAUUCUGGCAAGCCCUUGCACUGGACUAAGUACGUUGAGAAGACUCUUGUGCACUUGUUGCGGUCAAAAGUGACGUUAUAUUUUACGGAUCAUCAGAAAGACACGGCGCGCGUGCUUUCAGAAAUCUGUCGUCUGGAGGCCAGAAAAAAUGCGGACAUCGUGGCCCCCACUGACUUGGACGAGACCUCUCAAGCAGAGCUAAGAUUCUAUAUGUCUAUUCCUGGAUUGUCUUAUAUUAGUGCUCUAAAUCUCUGUCAUAAUUAUAAGUCGAUCCGAGGAUUUAUUGUUAGCGAUAUCACUCAAAUCAUGGCCAAUGGCUGCUUGUCCAAAGAGCGAGCCUCUCGAAUAAAGGACUACCUGCAGCGGAAAUUUGAUCCACAAAUGCUGCCAUCGGGCAGGUGACGAGAGUUUAUGUAUUUGUUUUUAUUUAUUGCAAAUCAAAUAAAUCAUCGCUUAUCUCCA
Messenger RNA from Saccostrea echinata, 7270 nucleotides. RefSeq names its product Fanconi anemia group M protein-like. Gene Ontology annotation, molecular function: 3'-5' DNA helicase activity; four-way junction helicase activity; nuclease activity. The coding region runs from base 86 to 7210 and encodes 2374 amino acids. Gene Ontology annotation, biological process: replication fork reversal; double-strand break repair via synthesis-dependent strand annealing; interstrand cross-link repair. The transcript has 16 exons. NCBI's taxonomy places the organism in Eukaryota, Metazoa, Mollusca, Bivalvia, Ostreida, Ostreidae. The record is from RefSeq and is a predicted model, not a curated record.